Molecule: messenger RNA, 1095 nt
Organism: Aspergillus aculeatinus CBS 121060
Lineage: Eukaryota; Fungi; Ascomycota; Eurotiomycetes; Eurotiales; Aspergillaceae
Product: putative GPI anchored protein
Exons: 3
Coding region: 1-1095 (364 amino acids)
Source: RefSeq, a predicted model, not a curated record
AUGCGUGUCUCUUCUGCUGCUGUCGUUGCCUCCCUGGCUGCCGGUGCCAUUGCGACCGAGUACAAGACCGUUGUUGUGACUGAGUAUGCCACUUACUGCCCUCAGGCCACUUCUCUGGCUGCUGGUCCCGGUACUGCCAGCCAGGGUAACCCCUCUGCUGCUCAGCCUUCCACCGUCACCAUCUCCGGCACUGCCUACACCUACAGCACUCCUCUGGUCACCUCCACUGUGACCCACUGCGACAAGUGCUCUGCCACCGCUGCUCCUGCCACUGAGACCGGUGUUGCUGUUGUCACUGGCACUGGUGCCACUCCCAGCACGGGCUCGGGCUCGGGCUCGGGCUCUGGCUCGGGCUCCCCUAGCUCUGGCUCCGGCUCCGAAGCCUCCCCUAGCGGUGCUGAUGCCGUUGGCACCGGGCCUACCCCCAGCUCCGGUUCCGGCUCGACCCCCGGAUCCACUGGUUCUGAGACCUCCCCCAGCGGUGCCUCCUCUGGCAACACUGGUUCUACUCCCAGCUCCGGCUCGGGUUCCUCCGGUUCUAGCACCGGCUCUGAGUCUUCUCCCAGCGGUGCUUCCUCCGGCAACACUGGCUCCACCCCCAGCUCCGGCUCUGAGACCUCCCCCAGCGGUGCUUCUGCCGUUACCGGUGGUUCCCCCAAUGAAGGCUCCAGCUCCUCCGGCAGCUCCUCCGGCAGCUCCUCCGGAUCCUCUGGAUCCUCUGGAUCCCCCGGUGCUGGCGCUUCCUCUCCCAGCGGAGCCACGGGAGCCCACCCCCAGGGAGUCAAGCCCACCCCUGGCCCCAGCGGAAUCUUCUCGACCCGCCCCGUGAUCCCCUCCGGCCGUCCUUCCUCCUCCAAGCCCAUCCCCUCCGCCUCCGCCAGCCCCGUGGCCAGCGCUAGCUCCAGCUCCAGCUCCUCUUCCUCCUCCAGCACCGGCUCCUCCCCCGAGGGUGUUUCCGCCCAGGGCACUGGCUCCAGCUCCGGCUCGGCCACCAGCCCCUCCGCCCCCGUCUUCACUGGCGGUGCUUCCCGUGCUGCCGUCGGCGCUGGUGCCGGUCUCGCCACCGUCUUCGCUCUCGUCGCCUACCUGUUGUAA